Macrosteles quadrilineatus (aster leafhopper) is the source of this 579-nucleotide messenger RNA. RefSeq lists its product as uncharacterized. The transcript has 5 exons. Bases 16 to 546 code for a protein of 176 amino acids. The record is from RefSeq and is a predicted model, not a curated record. NCBI's taxonomy places the organism in Eukaryota, Metazoa, Arthropoda, Insecta, Hemiptera, Cicadellidae.
AACAUAGUCUGCUUCAUGAUGAUCUUUGUAUUUAGUUUGACCUGUUUAAAGAAAUUUGUAACAUUUCAACGCACUUUAUUACGGAAUAGAACAGCUGCAACUUCUCUCUCUGGUGGUACAGAGAGUGGAGACGACGCUUCACGGCAAAACAGAAAUCAGGAAAAUGUCGACCAAACUAAUGCUGAAGAUGCCAUUAAUAAUGAGCCUAGACCAAGACUAUCUUCCAUAAUAUUUAACUUUUAUAUCACUGAUGUAAAACUAUCCAAUCCAUUUGUUAUGGGAUCACUAUCAGAGCAUUUAUUGAUGGUGAUUGUUGGUUUGCUUGCUUACACUGCCAUCGACGAUAACAUCUCUGAGCGCUAUAAGAUUUGCACUUCUAUAGUUACAUUUCGGAGCAUAUCUUUGAUGGUAAUGGUGGCGACUUCUGCACUACAGUAUACGUCUAUUAUGCGGGUUGUCAGAGUUAUCUUCUUCAUUGCUGCAAAACUCUACAUACUUUUGGUGCUUUGGAGCUACUGCAGGGUUCUGGAUCGCAUUGGUGGUUAAAAAAAAUCAUCUUGAGUUUCUUCCAUUUUAUAA